This is a messenger RNA of Carassius gibelio (silver crucian carp), 1279 nucleotides long. RefSeq names its product dual oxidase maturation factor 1-like. Gene Ontology annotation, biological process: protein transport. The record is from RefSeq and is a predicted model, not a curated record. The transcript is spliced from 7 exons. Gene Ontology annotation, cellular component: endoplasmic reticulum membrane. Lineage: Eukaryota; Metazoa; Chordata; Actinopteri; Cypriniformes; Cyprinidae. The coding region runs from base 228 to 1217 and encodes 329 amino acids.
CAGUUUCACAUCUCACAAAAAAAGUCUGAGAAACUUCCACUGGCUGCCAAAAAUCCGCUCGAGUUCGGGUUUCGCUAGACGUAUUUAAAUACGGGCCCUAAAAUUUGGACCCCCUCAAAGUCACUGUAUAAUUCGCACACUAGACUGUUAUCUGCCAUCUUCAGGUAACUGAGCCUCUGGCCAACACUGUCCUGCUUUCAGCUAUAGUUCUCGCCUGUGGAGGGAAGAUGACUUUCUACGAUGGCAUUUACCCGUUUUACCCGCUACAAAGGAGCCCGUUCAUCGUCGACAUCAGUCUGCUGGUCGUGAUCCUGGUUUUCUCGGUUCUGGCUGUCAGUUUCCUCUUCAUUCUUCCGGGAAUACGUGGCAAAUCGAGACUGUUCUGGAUGUUCAGGAUAACCAUUAGUUUAUUUAUUGGAACAGUUUUAGUAGCAUUGAAUUUUACUGGAGACUGGGCUGAAGCCAGCGUGAAAGCCAACGCCAGCUACAAAUCCUUCAGUAAUGCUGUGGUGUCUGCUGAGGUGGGACUUCAUGUGGGGCUGUAUGGCAUAAACAUCACACUUAAAGGUGAACCAGUAUCGCAGAUAAAUGAGACCAUUGACUACAAUGAGAUCUUCAGGUGGUCGAGCAGCGUAGAUGAGCAGUACGAUGACGCGCUGAAGCGAGGUCUUCCCAACCCCAUCCUUUACAUCGCAGAGAAGUUCACUCGCAACAGCGCCUGCGGCCUCAUCUACCAGUACAGAUACUCAGGCCGCUUCGCCUCAGCCAAUCUGUGGACGGCUUUUUGCUGCUGGCUCGUGGCCAAUAUCCUCUUCUUAAUGCCUGUCAUCCUCUACGCCGGGUACAUGAUGAUAGCCACGGCCGCUUUCAUCUUCUUCUCCAUGGCUUCCUUCUCAACUAUAUUCAAUGUGAUCCCAUGUGACUUCAGUAUAGGUGCAGAGUCCUUAAAGACAGAUUACAGCCAUUCCUUCUGGAUCGCUUUGGCUACAGGUUUGCUGUGCACUGUGAUUGGUUUGGUGGUGGUGCUACUGGAUUGUCUGUUUCCUGCGAGGAUGAGGGAGGUGUUCAGUGUGGGCGGGGACAACGAGGAUGACGAAUGCCACACUGGUGAAGGCUACCUCAACUCAGGCUUUCUAGAGGGAGUGAUCUAUGAUGACGACACACAGACGGGAAAUGUCUCCAUGUCUCAGCAGAUCACUACAUUAACAAGACUUUGACGGGUGGUUUGAUGUCAUCUACAACUACUACUUGAAAACUUUCAGACUGAAUUGCUGGGAGC